This is a messenger RNA of Ruditapes philippinarum (Manila clam), 688 nucleotides long. RefSeq lists its product as uncharacterized. Gene Ontology annotation, cellular component: cytoplasm; mitochondrion. Lineage: Eukaryota; Metazoa; Mollusca; Bivalvia; Venerida; Veneridae. The record is from RefSeq and is a predicted model, not a curated record. Gene Ontology annotation, molecular function: hydrolase activity. The transcript has 6 exons. Bases 84 to 596 code for a protein of 170 amino acids.
AAAAAACAAUCUAAAACCUAAUAUCCGGUUUUCCGGAGAUUGUCAACACUAUUUUGCAUUUUUUAGUAGGGAAAGUAUAAGCUAUGCUUAGUUUUACCCGUCAAGUUCUCAGCUGUGCUAAAUAUGUGAGCAUUUCACCUGCCUUAAAGUAUUUGACAGCAGUGGGUCUCACAUCCAGAUUGGUUCUUUCACAGUCAUAUUGUGAUGCAGCGGGAAGUGAUGAAGUUUCUAAAGCAAAGCAGGCCAAGAAAACAGCUGAGCCGACCAUAUUCUCCAAGAUUAUAGACAAGUCCAUACCUGCAGACAUUAUCUAUGAAGAUGAUCAGUGUUUAGCCUUUAACGAUGUGUCACCACAAGCUCCUGUUCAUUUCCUUGUGAUUCCUAAGAAACCAAUAGCCCAGAUUAGUGAUGCUGAACAGGGAGAUCAAAUGUUACUGGGGCAUCUGUUGCUUGUUGCAAAGCAGGUUGCAGAGAAAAGAAAUCUUGAAAAUGGAUACAGAAUAGUGAUAAACAACGGUCCAGAUGGAAGUCAGUCUGUGUACCACCUUCAUAUACAUGUCCUCGGAGGAAGACAGAUGGGAUGGCCUCCAGGAUAAAGAACUCUUUUCAUGUCCACUAGAAAGUGCCAAUGAAAAUGUGCUAUAUAUAGAUGAAAUCAAUUAUAUUAUAUUCAAACAUAAAAAAAUAG